AUGGACUUGUGUGGGCCUGUUCGUAUACAAAGCAGAUCAGGUACUGAUAAGAAGCAUAUUCCUAAAAAUGAGAUAAUUGUUCCUGAUCCUAUUCCUCAAAGGGAACAAGCAGAUGAAGGAACCAAUGAGAAGACAGAAGAAAAUCACCUAAGAAUGAACAAUGAAGAACCUCAAGCAAGGAACAAGAACAAGAGGGUCGGUGCAAUAAAAGCCACUGUAUCCAACUUGGACUCUCAGCAGCAGCAGGGCUUGGCCGCUAUCAAGCAGGCAGACACUGGGACCAGGAACAAGGUUGAUGGUGUGGAGGAGUCAGGACAGUUAGUUGAAUUGUGCAACGAGGAUAACAUUGUUGAGGAAUGUGUAAGUGGAUCAUUUACAUCAAAUAAUACAUCAAAUAAUAAGGUUGAUGUUCCUAAUGUUGGCAUGGUAUUUGGUACAUGGGAUGAGAUUGACGAAUGCUUUGUGAAAUACGGGAAACAAGAGGGUUUUGGUGUUCGUAGGGUAGGUGGUGGUAGUAGUAUGCAAAAGAAAGAGAAGGUGAAGGUUAUGCGUAAUUAUACGUGGAGAUGUGAGUGUGAAGGUGAACCAGACAGGAAGCGAACGGUGGAUGGUAAGCGUUUAACAGUUGGGAAAAAGGGUGUGGACGUAUCUAGUAGGAAGACGAAGAAGUGCAAUUGUCCUGUGAUGAUAUAUGCUAGUGUAAAUGAAGAAGGGUUAUGGGAAAUAAGGAAAGCAAUAUUACAACAUGAAAAUCAUAAUUCUACACCUAGCAAGGUUAGAAACAUAAGCAAAUUUCGACAAGAAGAAGUUAGUUGUGCUGUGCGGAGGAAGUUGUUUAAUGAUAAAGCUGCUGGAGUGAGUAUAUCUCAGAUACACAAAUCCAUUGCUACGGAUAGGAAUGGACUCGAGAAUACGCCAAUAACUGAGAGGGACUUGCGUAACAUAGUAGCAAAGGAGCGUAGAUUGAAAUUUAAGGACGGAGAUGCUAAUGCCAUGUUGAGUUAUUUUAACAGAAUGACAGAUGAUAACCAACAAUUCUUUCACAUGCAUCGUUUGGAUGAUGAAGGUCACAUGAAAGAUGUAUUGUGGGUUGAUGCGAGAAGUCGUGCAGCGUAUGAGUAUUUUAGGGACGUUGUAUGUUUUGACGCUACUUACCUUACUAAUGAUUAUGCACUUCCUUUUGCUAAUUUUGUGGGAGUAAAUCACCAUGGUCAAAGUAUAUUACUAGGAUGUGCUUUAGUAUCUCACGAAGAUGCUGAAACUUAUACUUGGGUCUUUAGUACUUGGGUGAAGUGUAUGGGUGGUAAAGCGCCUAAUUGUUUUCUUACCGAUCAAGAUGCUGCAAUGAGGAAGGCGUUGGUGAAUGCUAUGCCCGACACUAGCCACCGUUGGUGUUUAUGGCACAUUCUUAUGAAGUUUGGUAAGAAGCUGGGUUUGUAUAAGGAGAGGAUGAUGUGGGCUCCGGCAUAUAUGAAGCACAUAUUUUGGGCUGGUAUGAAGACGACGCAACGUUCAGAAAGUAUUAAUAGUUUUUUUGACGGUUAUGUGCAUAAGAAUACGAAGCUGUGUGAUUUUGCUGAACAAUACUGCAAUGCUAUGGAGAGUAGGGCAAAUUCUGAGAAAGUAGCAGAUGCAAAUAGUAUUAGGUACGUAAGACAACUUGCUACUGAUUGUAAAGCGGAGGUUGUGUUCCAAAAAUUAUACACAGAUGGUAAGUUUAAGGAAGUGCAAGCGGAGUGUCUCAAAAUGUUGUAUGUCCAUUGGAGAGGGGUUCAAAAAUUAACAUACAAUAUAGAGGAGCACACAUUUGCAGAUAGAAUAUGGGUUAUGUGCAAGGAUACUAAGAAGGAGGUACCUACGAAUAAAGAAGGAACUAUCGGGUGA
This is a messenger RNA of Beta vulgaris subsp. vulgaris (sugar beet), 1884 nucleotides long. Its product is annotated as protein FAR-RED IMPAIRED RESPONSE 1-like. The coding region runs from base 1 to 1884 and encodes 627 amino acids. Lineage: Eukaryota; Viridiplantae; Streptophyta; Magnoliopsida; Caryophyllales; Amaranthaceae. The record is from RefSeq and is a predicted model, not a curated record. The transcript is spliced from 5 exons. Gene Ontology annotation, biological process: regulation of DNA-templated transcription.